CAUACCACAAAACUGACUAGUUGCAUCACUGGACCAUCACUUGUGAAUUUCUGCUUUCCAGAGCUCUUAUUCCUGCAGAGAACGAGUUUGAGCCUCAUGGAAGAUAUGCCUUUAAGCCAUUCAGGUCCUCAAGGGACACACAGAUCAUCCUGGAAGCAAUGGUGCCUCUACUCAGUGAUAGCUCCUUUGCUGUUGCUUUUCUCCUUCAGUACACUAAUUCUCACUUUUCUUCCAUUCAAGACUGCCAGUGAACCCUGCAUAGCUAAGUUCGGACCAUCCCCUUUAAAAUGGCAAAUGACAUGUCCUAAGCUACCUUGUGUGAAUAAGACAGCGGAUGAGAAACUGGAAAUACUUCAGAAUGGCUUGUAUCUCAUUUAUGGCCAAGUGGCUCCCAACACAACCUACAAGGAACCAGCUCCUUUUGUGGUGCGGCUACGUAAAAACGAAGACAUCAUACAAGCUCUAACAAACAACUCUAAACUUCAGAAUGUAGGAGGGACUUACGAAUUGCACGCUGGGGAUAUUCUAGAACUGAUGUACAACUCUGACCAUCAGGUUCUAAAAAACCACACAUACUGGGGGGUCGUGCUGCUGGCAAAUCCGCAGUACAACCCCUAGAAACUCCUUUUGGCUUCCGCACCAUCUUUCCCACGUGGAGGGGUGCUGGUGAUUGCGUUGGAGGAGGCAGACUUUCCACACCUGCAGCUUGUCUGAGCAUACAAAUCAACACACAUAGAACCUCUCUGCAUGUGAGUUUUCAUCUCUCAAGCUUAUCCAAAAAAGACUCAGAGGACAGGCCAGAGAAAUUUGCUUACCGUUGACAUUGGGUCAGCAAAGAUGCUUUAUCAAUCCACGAGAAAUGACUGUGGGUCGCUUGAGGACAGAAGGUUCUCAAAGAGUCUGUGUCUAAUUCUUAAAUCCUUGGAUGGGAAAAAUGUCUUAUUGCCCUGGGAGCCUUACCUGGUGUGCAAAAAACAGAUCCAGGGCAGUGGCCUGGCCUUGUUCUCAUAUUCUUGGGCUGUUU
Messenger RNA from Enhydra lutris kenyoni (northern sea otter), 1024 nucleotides. RefSeq names its product TNF superfamily member 18. Gene Ontology annotation, molecular function: tumor necrosis factor receptor superfamily binding. Gene Ontology annotation, biological process: T cell proliferation involved in immune response; tumor necrosis factor-mediated signaling pathway. The record is from RefSeq and is a predicted model, not a curated record. NCBI's taxonomy places the organism in Eukaryota, Metazoa, Chordata, Mammalia, Carnivora, Mustelidae. The transcript is spliced from 3 exons. The coding region runs from base 97 to 618 and encodes 173 amino acids.